AUGGCCAGCAACAGCGGAGAGCCAUGGUGCCAAGGCGCUCUGGAGAAAAAGCGGCAGGAGAUGCUUGCGGAGUUCGAGCGCCAAAAAGACCUCAUCCGGCAGGAGACUGAGAAAGCUCGACCUGGGCAAAACCGCUUUGUCGGCGUGCAAGACUCCACUGAGGAUGCUCUCAAGAAGAGCACUGUAGGAUUAGUUCAGCUCGAGGAGUUCCAGAGUGCAAGACGGGCGCUUGAGGAACUGAAGGCGAGGGAGGCGGCAAGGACGGACGAGUUGGGCAAGGAAGUGAAGAAGGUGAAGAAGAAGCGUAAAGCUGUGAAAAAUAACCUGUCGUUUGCAAUGGACGAUGAAGAGGAGAGUGCUGGGCCUUCAGGAAGGUCGACACCUCAGCCCAAAGCAGUUUCCCGCGAACUGACCUCUGCACCUACACCCAAUACUGAUGCGAACGACGUUGCUACCCCGGAAGGAGAUGAGGAACGCCCAUCCAAGCGUCCCAAAUUGGGGAAAGCCCCGGGGGUGGAUACGAGCUUUUUACCUGAUAGGGAGAGGGAGGAGGCGGAGCGCGCUGAGCGGGAGUCCUUGAGACAAGAGUGGUUGCAGCGACAGGAAGACAUGAAGCAGGAGGAGAUUGAGGUGGUGUAUUCUUACUGGGACGGGCAGGGACAUCGGAAGAGUGUGAUCUGUAAGAAAGGAGAUGAAAUUGGCAAGUUCUUAGAGAAGGUCAGGCAGCAAUGGAGCGAACUACGGGGAGUGACAACCGAUAACCUGAUGUACAUCAAGGAGGACUUGAUUAUACCGCAUCACUACACCUUCUACGACUUCAUUAUUAACAAGGCACGGGGUAAAUCCGGUCCCCUGUUCAAUUUUGACGUACACGAUGAUGUGAGAUUGUUGGCAGACGCCACGGUGGAGAAGGAUGAGUCGCAUGCGGGCAAGGUAGUACAGAGAUCGUGGUACAACCGACAGAAGCAUAUUUUCCCAGCUUCCAGAUGGGAAGUGUAUGAUCCCGAGAAGGACUAUGGGAAGUAUACCAUCAAGAGCUAGAUGGGGUUAUUUCCCGAAAUUGUGGGUGUUGGUCAGAAUAUGGUCAUGCGAUGUGUAGAGGGU
Dacryopinax primogenitus is the source of this 1104-nucleotide messenger RNA. Its product is annotated as XAP5-domain-containing protein. Gene Ontology annotation, biological process: chromatin organization. Bases 1 to 1041 code for a protein of 346 amino acids. Lineage: Eukaryota; Fungi; Basidiomycota; Dacrymycetes; Dacrymycetales; Dacrymycetaceae. The record is from RefSeq and is a predicted model, not a curated record. Gene Ontology annotation, cellular component: nucleus. The transcript is spliced from 7 exons.